GCCGUGGACGUCGACCGUCUCCGAUUGACGUACGGGUACGGAAGUCAGGCCCUAGACGUGCUCAGAGGCAUCGACCUCACGGUGCCUGAAGGCCAAAUAUAUGGACUUCUCGGUCCCAGCGGUUGUGGGAAAACCACUCUGCUCAAAUGCAUCGUGGGCCGUUUGAAACCUCAAGGAGGAAUGGUCCGAGUCUUCGAUCAGAUUCCUGGUUCGCCGGGAUCGUGUAUUCCAGGACCGGGAGUCGGCUACAUGCCACAGGAACCCGCGCUGUAUCAGGAGAAGACCAUAUACGGCAACCUACAUCACUUCGGGCAACUCUAUGGAAUGCCUGAAGAACUUAUCCAAGAGCGCAUCCGCUUCCUCUUGGAUUUUCUCGACCUCCCGAGGCCUUACAAAAAGGUGGGAAAGCUCUCUGGCGGUCAACAGAGACGAGUGUCUCUCGCCGUUGCUUUGAUUCAUGAACCUCCUCUCCUGAUUCUCGAUGAACCCACGGUCGGGGUCGACCCGCUCCUACGACUGGCGAUCUGGAACUAUCUCGUGACCUUGACACGCGAGAAAGGUAUGACGGUCAUCGUGACCACUCACUACGUCGAGGAAGCUCGACAGGCACACAUGGUGGGUCUCAUGAGGUCGGGUCGAAUGCUGGCCCAGGACUCACCCGACCGACUCAUGGAGGAUUUCUGUUGUGGAAGUCUCGAAGACGUCUUCCUGCAGCUCUGCAUUGCAGCUGAUGAGGAGAGACUUUCGCUCGCUCAGCAGAAGAAUCUCGAGGUGGUCGGUCUCAAAAUCGAGGAUAAGGACCUCAGCGCCAAAGAGCUCGAGGGAGAGACGCCUUCGCUAUGCGUGCUUCCGGCACACGUCGCGCGACAUAUUCCGUCGGGAGGAGCACAAAUCGAUCCUGACUCGAGGCGUCGCGACACGUUCUGGGAGACUUCAACCCGACAGCGCAUACCCGCUUUAGUGAAGAAAAAUUUAACUCGGCUGAAGAGCAACUACCCUUUCCUCUUGUUCACUUUCCUUUCUAUGUGCCUCAUUGCUUACGUUAUCGAAUAUUUUCAGACAUUCUGUGAGGAGCUCCUCCGAGAUAUGAACAAGAACGUUGCUCUGGCUCAGCUUCCGGUCCGGGUCAAAGAUCCCGUCUACGGCAAUGGGAAACCAAGUUUCACCGAAUUCAUGGCACCCGGAAUCAUUCUCUCGAUUACCUAUAUCAUGGCCGUAGCUCUAACGUCCAUUUCGAUCAUCAUGGAGAGCCGCGAAGGUACCAUGGAACGUUGCUGGGUGGCCGGCGUGAAACCCUUUGAAGUCAUUGGGUCUCACGUCAUAUCCCAAUUCUGCGUCAUGUGCGUCCAGGUGGCAUCGCUGCUCUUCUUCAUUUUCGCAAUAUUCGGGAUUCCACUCGAGGGCUCAUUCAUCACCGUCGUCUUCCUGACUUUCACUCAAGGCCUAACUGGAAUGACGUAUGGGCUUGUCAUCUCGUCUAUCUGCAGCGAAGAGCAAUCUGCGAUGAUGUUGUCGCUCGGUUCCUUCUACCCGAAUCUGCUCUUGAGCGGAAUAAUCUGGCCAGUACAAGCGAUGCCAAGCGUCGUCCGCUACGUCGCCUACGGACUCCCCCAAACUAUCCCCACCGAAGCGCUGCGCUGUAUCAUGUACCGCGGUUGGGGCGUAGAUAGAAACGAAGUUUGGCUAGGCUUCGGUGUAUCCAUUGGUUGGUCGAUUUUCUUCCUGCUCUUCGCCACUAUCGCGUCCAAAGCCCGAAAGUGA
Galendromus occidentalis (western predatory mite) is the source of this 1761-nucleotide messenger RNA. Its product is annotated as ABC transporter G family member 20. Gene Ontology annotation, cellular component: membrane. The record is from RefSeq and is a predicted model, not a curated record. The transcript has 7 exons. The coding region runs from base 181 to 1761 and encodes 526 amino acids. Lineage: Eukaryota; Metazoa; Arthropoda; Arachnida; Mesostigmata; Phytoseiidae. Gene Ontology annotation, molecular function: ATP binding; ATP hydrolysis activity; ABC-type transporter activity.